AUGGCAGACACUCUGAAGGGAGAUGGUGGUGAAUCCGGGCUUCCCAACGUGCCGACAGAAGUCCACACCUCGAGCUUAAAACUUAGCGAGAAGAACUACAGUUCUUCCGACGAGGACCAGAAGGAGGAAGCCAGAAAGAUCACUGGAUUCAAGUGGGUUUUGGUCGUGACUGCGAUUCUUUCUAGUCAUAUGCUCUUCGCUCUCGACAAUACUAUCGUUGCUGAUAUUCAACCGGCUAUCCUGAAUCAAUUCCAAAAAGCGGACAUGAUCUCUUGGCUUUCUGUUGGAUUUACUCUCUGUUCUUCCGCGCUCGUACUCACUUGGUCUAAGGCUUAUGCUACCUACAACGCUAAGUGGCUUUAUAUUGGGUGCACCCUCCUGUUCAUGGCAGGCUCCGCUCUUUGUGGAGCCGCCCCGAGUAUGAAUGCUAUGAUUGUUGGAAGAGCAAUGGCUGGCGCUGGAGGAAGUGGCAUGUACCUCGGCGUCUUGACCCAAUUGUCUGUUAACACAAUCGUCUCUGAACGCCCAUUUUACAUUGGAUUGACUGCCGUUUCAUGGGGCAUUGGAACUGCCAUAGGUCCUGCCGUUGGGGGAGCAUUUGCUGAGAGUGCCGCAACUUGGCGUUGGGCAUUUUAUAUCAACCUUGUCAUCGGUGGUGUAUUUGCGCCGGUCUACAUUAUCCUUCUGCCCUCGGUCGAGCCCCUUCCAAAUGCCACCUCCAAGGAGAAGGCUAAGAACAUUGACUGGGUUGGCAGUAUUCUGUUUGUUGGUGCUUUGGCCACUUUGAUUAUGGGUAUUGAUUUCGGAGACGUGGAGUGGACAUGGGGCAGUGGGCAAUCCAUUGCACUUUUCGUUGUGUCUGGUAUCCUGUUCAUCCUAUUCGGCAUCCAACAGACCUUCUACAUCCUUUGCACUGAGCAGAACAGACUGUUUCCCAUUCACUUCCUCAAGAGGCGCUCGCUACUGCUUCUAUUCAUGCUCAACGCCUGUGCUAGCAGUGGCUUGUUCAUUUCGGUUUACUACAUUCCGCUUUACUUCCAAUUCACUCAGGGUGAUACGGCUGUUCACUCGUCCCUGCGCAUCCUUCCUUUCGUGAUGGUUCUCAUCUUUGUCAUCAUUGCCAACGGCCACAUGAUGUCCAAGUUUGGAUAUUAUCUUCCAUGGUACCUCCUUGGUUCGAUCUUUGAGCUUGUCGCUGCUGCAUUGAUGUACACCGUAAAGACCAACACUUCUGCUAGCGCAAUCUACGGAUACACUUCUCUCAUGGCAGUCGGUGUUGGUGCUUUCAAUCAAGCUGGAUACAGUGUGGUCCAGGCCAAGGUUCCCAAAGCUGAAAUUCCCUGGGCCUUGGGCUUCAUGAUGGUUUCUCAACUGGGAGGCAUCGUUUUGGCCCUUGGUAUUGCCGGUGCUAUCUUCGUGAACAAGGCGACCAGUGGCCUCCUCUCUUUUCUCCCUGACUCUGAUCCUGCAGACAUCAAGAACGCGAUCGGAGGAACGGCUAGUGGGUUCUUCAAUACGUUGUCUGAGAAACAGCAGAGCGGGGCCCUCGACAUUAUUGUUGAAGCCAUGGACGAUGUGUAUAUCCUCCUCAUCUUUGCCGGUGCGCUUGGUACAAUUCUCUCCGUCUUCUUGAAGCGCGAGAAACUUUUCAUUGAAGCGGCUGCCGGCGGUGCUUAG
Molecule: messenger RNA, 1677 nt
Organism: Talaromyces rugulosus
Lineage: Eukaryota; Fungi; Ascomycota; Eurotiomycetes; Eurotiales; Trichocomaceae
Exons: 14
Coding region: 1-1677 (558 amino acids)
Biological process (GO): transmembrane transport
Molecular function (GO): transmembrane transporter activity
Source: RefSeq, a predicted model, not a curated record